Linum tenue is the source of this 2535-nucleotide messenger RNA. NCBI's taxonomy places the organism in Eukaryota, Viridiplantae, Streptophyta, Magnoliopsida, Malpighiales, Linaceae. The record is from the annotation of a GenBank genome assembly.
UAUUCGAAGAAAUGUAAGCCAUAUUUACUAACCAUGAGUACACCCAUAGGCAAACAAUUUAAACAAGUUGUUUAACAUAGAAUCAAAACCAUGGGUUCACAAAACACUUGGAAUGUUGAAAGUUCCUAUUACUACUCAAUCACAUUACCUAACUCAGAAGCAAGAACUCCUGCCACCUUCCCCACUCCUGGUCCUCCAUCCAUUCCCAAAAGCGAAGAACAAACACCCACGUUCAGAUCAGAAGGGAGGGUGUUCUACUUUCCCAUUUCCCACCAGUUUGACCGUAUAAUAAUCCCAGUCUCCCGCUCUCUCCCCCAGUUAAUUAAUUUAAUUAAUCUCUCCACCCUCGCCUCGCCUCGCCUCUGCAUCUGCAUAUGGCUCACUCACUCACAGCCUGCCUGUCACUGCUCUGUCAAAAAAGCAUUUCAAUUUUAAACAAACAAGUUGGACAUCUCUAUCUAUCUAUGCACAUGCAAUUACCUCAUUAUGACCGUCUUUACUCUCCUCCCAAGCUGCCUGCCUCGCUGUAAAUGCAGCUGUGGGGUUUUUAACUUAGACAAGGACAACACCAAGAGAAAAAAACUCCACAGCUGCUCUUCUUGAUGGGGAAGAAGGGAGGCAGCACUUCCUCUUGGUUGACUGCAGUGAAGAGGGCUUUCAGAUCUCCCACCAAGGAAUCCACCGAUAACCGAAGAAGAGGCCAAAACCAUGACCAAGACGUCGUCGACGAUGAAGAAAAGAAACGAGAGAAGCGGAGAUGGAUAUUCAGGAAACCCACCAGCCAAGAAGCUGCUGCACCAAUCCAACAAAAGCCCACACCUCCACCCGCCGACCAGUCAGCAGCAGCAGCAGCUGAGCAGAGGCAUGCCAUCGCGGUGGCCGUAGCAACCGCAGCAGCUGCAGAAGCCGCCGUGGCCACCGCUCAGGCUGCUGUGGAGGUCGCCAGGCUUGCUAGGCCUAACUACCACGCCAGGGAGCACUAUGCUGCCAUUGUCAUUCAAACCUCCUUUAGAGGAUAUCUGGCGAGGAGGGCAUUGAGAGCGCUGAAGGGGCUGGUGAAGUUGCAGGCACUCGUCAGGGGACACAACGUGAGGAAGCAAGCCAAGAUGACAUUGAGAUGCAUGCAAGCUCUGGUUCGAGUCCAAAGUCGAAUCCUCGAUCAAAGGAUGCGCCUUUCCCACGAAGGCAGCCGGAAAUCCACCUUCAGCGACACCACUAGCAUUAUCGAAUCAAGAUACUUGCAAGACCUCUCUGACCGGAAAUCCAUGCAGUCCAGAGAAGGAAGCAGCAGCAUUGCCGCUGACGAUUGGGAUGAGCGGCCGCACACCAUUGAAGAAGUGAAGGCAAUGCUUCAGCAGAGGAAAGAUGCUGCCUUGAAUCGCCAGAGGAACCUGUCUCAACAGGCGAAGAUAUGGAGGAAUAGUGGCAGGAGUCCAUCAGUAGGAAGCGAAGCAGAGCUCCAAGACAACAGACCACCGCAACAAUGGCUGGAUCGAUGGAUGGCAGCCAAGCCAUGGGAUAGCAGUAGAGCCAGAGCAUCAACUGACCAUAGAGAUCCAAUCAAGACCGUAGAAAUGGACACGUCAUCGCAGCCGUACACUUACCUGGCAUCAUCCAAUAACAGCAGGAGACCGUCGAACCAAACCCACCAAAGACCCAGCUCUCCGGCGCGUCAUAGAUCCAACGAAAUGCGGCCGUUUCACCAUCAGAGUCCCAUCGCGGUCACGCCUUCUCCGUCGCGGACCAGGCCGGUCCAGGUCCGGUCGGCGAGCCCCAGAUCGUCGUGCUUCAGAGAAGAUUACAGAUCGAAUUCGUCACAGACUCCCAGCCUCAGAUCCAAUUACCGCUACACCGGCAAUUUGUCGAACCAUCAACACGGAUUGACAAGGAGCUCGAAUUCCUCUGCCGCUUCCUCCGCCGUCGGCUCGCUGCCGAAUUACAUGGCGGCAACGGAAUCAGCGAGGGCAAGGAGCGCGCCGAGGCAGAGACCUUCGACGCCGGAGCGGGACGGAGGGAACAGAGGACCCGGAGCUGGCGGGUGUGCGAAGAAGCGGCUGUCGUUCCCGGUGCCGGAUCCACACUUGACUUCCGGACUGGGCCAGUACCCGUUGAGAAGCCCGAGCUUCAAGAGCGUGAGUAGCAGCGCGUAUUACGGCGGGUUGGAGCAGCAGUCGAACUACUCGUCUUGCUAUACGGAGAGCGUGAUUGGGUGCGGCGGCGGAGGUUUCCCCUUCUUCCACAGGCGAUCGCAGGCGGUGGUUAGGGUGACGUAUUAGAUCGAAGCUGGGUCGGGUCAUGGAUAACCCGUUGGUGAAUUAACACGUUAUUUUUAUUACGAUUAUUGUUUGGGAACAUCACUUGUAGUUAGCAAUUAGCAUGUAACCUUAAUGGUGUGGAUUUAAUUUUGCUAAAAUGCUGACUUCAUAAGCAUUAUUCGAUGAUUGUGCAUCUUGAGAGUAUAUUCUCGCAGCAGUUUUGUGAGCAUCAUAGAGUCUGAAUUGGAUAGAAGUGGCCAUGUAGGAGCUCUCACAUAAU